Meloidogyne enterolobii is the source of this 542-nucleotide messenger RNA. The record is from the annotation of a GenBank genome assembly. NCBI's taxonomy places the organism in Eukaryota, Metazoa, Nematoda, Chromadorea, Rhabditida, Meloidogynidae.
UUUUAAAGAAUAAAUUUAAAUCAUAUUUAUUAAAUAUGGGAAUGUGUAUGUCAAAAAGAAAAGGAAAUUUUAAAACUGCAGGAACCCCGGGAAAGCAUUCAAAAAAUAAAAAUGUAGGGGAAAUUCGAGAAGAUGAUUUACAGGCAAUGUUUAGAGAAUUUGAUCUUAAUGGGGAUGGAUAUAUACAAAAAGAUGAAUUACGUUCAGUUAUGAUUAAAAUGGGUCAAUCACCAACAGAAGAAGAAUUGAAUGCAAUGUUUGAUGCUGCCGAUGCUGAUAAAGAUGGAAAUAUAGAUUUUGAUGAAUUUUUAACAAUUGCUCGAGCUAAUCCACUUUCAUUAUCUUUAAAAACCGUGUUUGAUGAGUUAGAUGUAGAUGGUGAUGGAUAUAUUACAAGAUCAGAGCUAAGAGCUGCCUUUCAAAAAAUGGGGCAUGAUUUAGAUGAUAAAGAGAUAAAAGCAAUUUAUUUACAAGUUGAUACUAAUAAAGAUGGAAAAAUUAAUUUUAUUGAAUUUACUGAAAUGAUGACAAGAAGGAAAUAA